This is a messenger RNA of Wasmannia auropunctata (little fire ant), 3057 nucleotides long. Its product is annotated as GTP-binding protein 2. Bases 319 to 2127 code for a protein of 602 amino acids. Gene Ontology annotation, biological process: translational elongation. NCBI's taxonomy places the organism in Eukaryota, Metazoa, Arthropoda, Insecta, Hymenoptera, Formicidae. The record is from RefSeq and is a predicted model, not a curated record. Gene Ontology annotation, molecular function: GTP binding; translation elongation factor activity; GTPase activity. The transcript is spliced from 8 exons.
CUAUAUCUCGCCGUUCGGCGGUCGAUCGGAACAUGACGGACAGUUCGUGACCUAGUUGCAGGGAGGAAGGAGAAAAAGAAGAAAGUCGCGCGGUGAAUUGUUGCAGUCUAUCAUGUCUUGUGACUUCGAUGGCAUCGCCGCCGACCUGAACGCACGAUCGCGACGGGAUUUUUGAACCGGGGACGGGAAUCCGGAAGAUGCGCACAAUGUGUCACAACAUCACACGCACCUGCAUCUGUCAGACCACUCGAUGAAACGGGCAGUACAUCUAUAUAUUUACACGCACACAUCCAUACAUUCGCGGGAAUUUCCAAAAAUAUGGAAUCGUUUCUACAACUGUUUGAUCCACAAAACGAUAAGGAUUUAAGGAAGAGGCGGUGGGACGACUCUGAGAAUGAGGGAAACGGAUUGUCGGACUGUGACACUUCUAGUGCGGAUGAGGAUCAAGAGGACCGACUGCCGCCGGAGCCAGAACAAGGAAACAUAGAGUACAAAUUAAAAUUGAUAAAUCCAUCUAGUCAACGUUUUGAACAUCUUGUCACCCAAAUGAAAUGGAGGCUAAGAGAGGGACACGGAGAAGCGAUUUAUCAAAUCGGAGUGGAGGACAAUGGAAGAUUGGCGGGUUUAACAAAAGACGAAAUGAAAGCGUCUCUAAAGACGCUGAAGGACAUGGCUUCCAGGCUGGGCGCUACUAUAAGAAUAUUACGCGAGCGAAUAGCCACGAGUUCUGCGAGUAAAACCUUGAUGUCGCAAAAUAAUAAUAAUAAUAAGGAGGAAAAGAAAGUCGCUGAAGUGCUGGUAAGAAAGUUACGAAAGGAUGACAGAGAGGAUCAGGAUAGUAUCGUAGAUCUGAGAUUGGCGGUCACCGGGGCGCAGGAUGCUGGAAAGUCGACUCUCUUAGGGGUACUGACGCAGGGUGAGCUGGACAAUGGUAGAGGUAGAGCGAGGCUCAACAUGUUGCGUCAUCUGCACGAGAUAAAGACUGGUCGUACAUCCUCGAUAUCGCACGAGAUUAUCGGAUUCGAUGGCGCGGGUCACGUCUUGAACUAUGCCGAGAUGGCGACGGCCGAAGAGAUAUGCGAGCACGCGUCGAAAGUAGUUACGUUUAUCGAUUUAGCAGGACAUCGAAAGUACUUGAGGACGACGGUGCUUGGGCUGACAGGAUAUUCGCCGCAUCACGUUAUGCUAGUGAUAGCGCCGCCAUUGAACGAAGCGUCGCAGGAACACAUGGCUCUCUGUUUAGCGUUAAAACUUCCGUUCUUCAUAGUCGUGAAUAAAAUCGACUUGGGAUUCUGCGACAUGUCUGAGACUCUAGCUCAACUCGGGAACGCCAUGAUGACGCAGGGCUAUCCUAAGCAAUUAGUACUGUUUAGCAAUAAUGACAUACCGUCAUGGGACUACACGUCCGACGUGAUACCAGUAUUUAGUGUCAGUUGCGUUACCGGUGAGGGUCUCGAGGAAUUGACUAUGUUUAUCAAAAAUUUGUCACCUUACGAGACGAAUUCGAUCGACUGGGACCCGGAAUCGUGUCUAUUUCAAAUUGACGAAACGUUUAGGGUAGCAGGUUUGACACAACCAGUUUUAGGAGGGUUACUUGUUAAGGGAGCGAUCGCACCGGGAACUCGUUUAUUAGUAGGACCCUUGCCGGACGGAGAAUUUAGCCCAGUGAAGGUAGUUAGUCUACAUCGUAAUAAAGCCCCGUGCUGCUUAGUUAGAGCGUCACAGAGUGCUAGUCUGACUCUAGCACCACCGACGAAUCGUAGCCCUCCCCUGCCGCAUCUUCGUCCGGGAAUGGUUUUGGUCUCUCUGCGUGAUCGACCUCAUGCAACACUCUUCUUUCAGGCGACUGUAUUAAUAGUAUAUCACGCCACCGCGAUAUUUCCCGGGUUUCAAACGACGGUACACGUGGGUAACGUGAGGCAGACCUGCGUAAUCGAGGGAAUAAUGGAUGCGAAUGACAGGGGGCUGCAGACGAACGACACCGCUUCUGUGUUAUUUAGAUUCGUCAGUCAUCCGGAGUAUCUCCACGUCGGGAUGCGACUGUUGUUCAGGGAGGGGCGUACCAAGGGGAUUGGCAAAAUCACGCAAAUCUUUCCCGUAAUCGGAUCGCAGAACUCGAUCAAAUGAAGGAAAUUGCAUAACGCGAAAUGUAAAUUAAUAUCCGAGACAUGCCCUUUUCAUAGUAUUUAUGUAUAUGUAAUUUAAAGAAGAAAAAAGAAUAAGAUAAAUGUUUUGUAAAAGUAGAAUUAUAUUGCUGAUAUUAUUGGCGGUGUACUAAUACAGUUAUAUUUGUUCGUUAGAUACCCUGUUCAAAAUAAUUGGGGAAUCGCUUCUCGUAAAUGUUAUUAUUUCAUAAUACAUAUGAUGUAACAGUAAUAAUCUUUGAAAAUAUCCUUUAGUUUAUAUAUGUACAUAUAUAUAUAUAUUUAAGAUAUUGAAGUAAUAACCAAAUACAUUAUUUACAUUAAUAAUUAUAUUUAUUAAUGUAAACAAUGUAUUUGCUGCAGUGUUUCGUAGUUUUUGUUGACAUUUGAUUUAAGUAGAAUUGCUCAAAAAUGUGAUUCUGUUAUUAUUUUGAGCAGUGUAUUAACAUGCCGCAGAAAAAGAAUUUAAUUUUGUGUGUGAUAAUCAAGAAUUUUACUAAAAAGACAUAUACCUAAAAGAGUGGGAUAAACGGUAUGUUUCAAUGCAGAGAUAUAAUUAAGAUGCGUUCCAUUUCAUGCAUGAUGCGCAUAAUAUAAUAUAUUAUUUUAUCCUUGUUUCAACAUUCAGUGAAUAACAAGUAUAAGAUGAUACAUCAUGCGUGUCAUGCAUGAAACGGAACGCACGUUUAGAAAGUUUUCUAGCUUGAAAAUAUAUUUCCUCUGAUCGUUUUGUGCAAUAUAUUAAUAUCCCAGAAAAAAAUAAUUUUUUUGUGUUACGAGAGAAGUAAAAAUUGCGGAUAUAUAUCCAAAAGGAAUACAAUAAACGAUACAGUUUUGUACAAGGGCGUAACUAAAAUUUUUGGCCUGAAGGAAAGCUUUAUACAUCUACAUAAGAAUAAAAUUAUUCUCGAAA